AUGGCCCAAGGCGCGCAGCAAGGCCGCGGGGGCGCGGGCUGGGGGCUGCGCGGCGCCCUGGCGGCGGUGGCGCUGCUCUCGGCGCUCAAUGCCCUGGGGACCGUGUUUGCGCUGUGCCAGUGGCGCGGGCUGAGCGCGGCGCUGCGGGCGCUGGAGGCGCAGCGCGGCCGCGAGCAGCGCGAGGACAGCGCCCUGCGUGCCUUUCUGGCCGAGCUCAGCCGCGCGCCGCGCCGGGUCCCCGAGCCGCCCCAGGACCCCGCGAGCGCGGCGCGCAACAAGCGCAGCCACGGCGGGCAGCCCGCGCCGCACAUCCGCGCUGAGAGCCAGGACAUGCUGAUGAUGAUGACCUACUCCAUGGUGCCGGUCCGAGUGAUGGUCGACCUGUGCAACAGCACUAAGGGCAUCUGCCUGACAGGACCACCUGGCCCACCAGGACCUGCAGGAGCGGAUGGCAUUCCAGGACACAAUGGCUCAGAUGGACAGCCUGGUCCCCAGGGCCUGAAAGGCGAAAAGGGGCCAAAUGGAAAAAGAGGCAAAAUGGGGCUACCUGGAGCCACAGGAAACCCAGGGGAAAAGGGAGAAAAGGGAGACCCUGGUGAGCUGGGCGUGGCCGGAAACCAGGGCCCACCGGGGCAGAAGGGUGAGAAGGGAGACAAAAGGGACGUGUCCAACGACGUGCUGCCGACAGGUGCCAAAGGCGACCAAGGCCCGCCCGGCCCGCCUGGACCCCAGGGCCCUCCAGGUCCUCCAGGACCACCCGGAAGCAGACGGGCGAAAGGCCAGCGGCAGCCAAACAUGUUUAACGGCCAGUGCACAGGUGAGACGUGUGCUGUGCCAAACGACGACACCUCCGUGGGAAAAGCCGACGAGAAAGCCCAUGACCCCCAGUCCCCACCAGCAGAGUCAGUGAUCGCGUCCAUUGGAAACGCGACGCAAGUGUUUCAAGUGAAGGAGACGUUCGGGACGUGGAUGAGGGAAUCUGCCAACAAGAGCGACGACCGGAUCUGGGUGAUCAAACACUUUUCAGGCAUCCUGGUGAAGGAAUUCAAAGACUGGCCCUCACUUUUGAAUAACAGUUACAGGUCCAUACAACUCCCGCAUUAUUUCCAAGGCUGUGGACAUGCUGUUUACAACAACUCUCUCUACUACCACAAGGCAGGCUAUAAUACCAUCGUGAGAUUCGAAUUUGGCAAAGAGGUCGCUGAAACGCUGAAGGUGGAGAACGCUUUGUAUUUCGAUAGAAAGUACCUCUUUGCAAAUUCCAAGACGUACUUCAACCUAGCCGUGGAUGAAAAGGGCCUUUGGAUCAUCUAUGCUUCCAGCGUGGACGGCGCGAGCAUCCUGGUAGCUCAGCUGGACGCAAGGACAUUCUCUGUGGUGCAACACAUCAACACCACAUACCCCAAGUCCAAAGCCGGCAAUGCCUUCGUUGCCCGAGGGAUCCUCUACGUCACCGACACUAAAGACCUGAGCGUAACCUUUGCCUUUGAUUUGCUGGGCGGAAAGCAGAUCAAUGCAAACUUUGCUUUCAGGACAUCCCAGUCUGUUCUUGCCAUGCUGUCGUACAAUAUGAGAGACCAGCGCUUAUAUUCCUGGGAAGAUGGGCACUUAAUGCUCUAUCCUGUGCAGUUUCUGUCAGCUACCCUCAACCAGUGAGGUGACGCUGUUCUCCUGCAUGCAUUUCAGGUGUUCUCUGGGACCCUGUCUAAAUGUGUCUUUAAGAUGAGCCUGAUCCUUAGACAAUAAUCUUACCGCGUGAGUGUGUCCAUAUGGCCCCUUGAAAUUCAGAUCCCUUAGUGGGAUGAGCAAUGGCGUGGGAGUCGAAAUGGCGGAGGUCUGCUCGUUCUUCCACAGACCAGCCGGGCAAGUCAUUUCUCCCUCUGUGGGCCUCAGUUUCCCAAUCGGUAACCCGUAGGAGCUGGCUGAGAGGCCUGCAAAGACUACCUCUAGCUUCAGGAAACCCUGUGAUUCUGGGCUUCGGGUACUCUCGCAACUUUCAUACACGCAGUUUUAUUUGGGUUUUAUUGUCUAACCACCUGGCGGUUUACCCUUCAGUUGAUAAAGAUGUGGCGUCCCUUUGAUGCCAAGAGUGACUUCAACGAACGCCGCAGGAAAGGCUUCCGUUGGUCCCUUAGGAAGCUGCAGGGACCCUUUAGGGUUGCUAAGAUACUCUUCAUCCAUAAUCUAGUAUUCUUCUCCGCACAUGCACCACAGCAUCUGGUUGGCCAUUGGCCUCAGCUCCUGAUCACAGCUCCUAGAUUAGUAAAACCUGGGCACCACUGUCUGGUCUGGGUUCUUAAUGACACAGAAUCGAGGCCUCCCAGGCCCCCUGUUUCUGACCCUGCUGAUCUGCGGCUGUGGAUCACGAGCAGUGAAUGGCCCUCGUCACACUGGAGGUUUCUAGCACGGCCAUGGGUCCGAGUGCUAAGCAGCGUGUGCAUUAACCUGGCUGGAGACACAGGAUGCACUUUGCAUCUUUAAGAGCAGCACCAGUGGUGGCUGCUAUCCGUCGACAGUGGGAGCCUGCCAACUGCGGACCCUCGGCCAAAGCCAGCCCGCUUCCUACUUUUAAUAAAGACAGUUUUGUAUUGGC
This is a messenger RNA of Echinops telfairi (small Madagascar hedgehog), 2593 nucleotides long. RefSeq names its product gliomedin (gene GLDN). The coding region runs from base 1 to 1656 and encodes 551 amino acids. NCBI's taxonomy places the organism in Eukaryota, Metazoa, Chordata, Mammalia, Afrosoricida, Tenrecidae. Gene Ontology annotation, cellular component: cell surface. The transcript is spliced from 10 exons. Gene Ontology annotation, biological process: signal transduction. The record is from RefSeq and is a predicted model, not a curated record.